Molecule: messenger RNA, 2037 nt
Organism: Coffea eugenioides
Lineage: Eukaryota; Viridiplantae; Streptophyta; Magnoliopsida; Gentianales; Rubiaceae
Product: protein FAR1-RELATED SEQUENCE 5-like
Exons: 3
Coding region: 1-2037 (678 amino acids)
Biological process (GO): regulation of DNA-templated transcription
Molecular function (GO): zinc ion binding
Source: RefSeq, a predicted model, not a curated record
AUGGGCAUGGAAUUUGAGAGUGAAGAAGAUGCUUAUAAUUUUUACUUAGCAUAUGCAAAGGAAGUUGGUUUUGGAAUCAAAAGAAGUAGCUUCCACAAAGAUAGUAAUGGUAAGCUCAUGGAUAGGGUCUUUUGUUGUAGUGCUGAAGGAAAACGAGAAAAGGAUAAAAGAGAUCUCAAUGUAAGAGCCCCUCGUCCUGAAACACGAUUUAAUUGUUCGGCGAAGAUGAAGGUUAACAGUAGACAAACUGGUAAGUUUCGUAUAUGUCAGUUGAUCAUUGAGCAUAAUCACUAUCUUUCAAGUCCCAACAAAAGUCAUUUACACAGAUCACAUAGAAAGAUAAAUUCUAUUCAUGCAGCUGAAAUUGAUAUGGCAUACCAUGUGGGUAUAGCACCAAAAGUUUCUCAUGAACUUAUGGCACUACAAGUAGGAGGACGGGAGAACUUAGGUUUCAUUCCUGAGGAUUAUAGGAAUUAUUUACGUUCUAAACGAACAAUACAAAUGGAAGUUGGAGAUACAGGAGGCGUACUUGAAUAUUUGCAAAAAAUGCAAUUAGAGGAUCCUAAUUUCUUCUAUGCAAUUCAAGUGGAUCAGGAUGAUUUGAUUACAAAUAUUUUUUGGACUGACGGAUUAAUAAGAGCAGAUUAUGCAAGUUUUGGAGAUGUUGUUUGUUUUGACACGACGUAUAGAAAGAAUAAUGAAGGCCGUCCAUUUGCAUUAUUUGUUGGAGUGAAUAAUCAUAAACAGACUGCAAUAUUUGGGGCUGCUUUAUUAUAUGAUGAAACUGCUUCAACAUUUGAGUGGUUGUUUGACACUUUUGCGAGAGCAAUGUCAGGAAAAAAACCAAAUACUAUACUUACGGAUCAGGACGCAGCAAUGGCUAAAGGACUAAUUUCUACAUGGCCUGAAACACGUCACCGUCUUUGCAUAUGGCAUAUAUUUCAAAAUGCAGCUAUUCAUCUCAGUCAUGUGUUCGAAAGUUUUAAACAAUUUGCAAAUGAUUUCAGUAAAUGUGUAUAUGAUUUUGAUGAAGAAGAAGACUUUAUAUCUGAAUGGAAUACUAUGUUGAAGAAGUAUGGUCUUGAAGACAAUGAUUGGUUAAAACGUAUGUUUGAGAUUAAAGAAAAAUGGGCAUUGGUGUAUGGAAGGGAAACAUUUUGUGCAGAUAUGACAACAACUCAAAGGAGCGAAAGCAUGAAUAGUGUGAUAAAAAGGUAUGUAACCUACAAGAAUAAAUUUCAUGAGUUUUUCAAUCAUUUCGGGAGGUUAGUUGAUGAUCGUAGAUAUAAAGAACUUAAAACUGACUUUAGAGCAUAUAUGAGUACUCCAGUACUACCAUUCGAUGUUGAUGUUUUGAAACAAGCUGCAAGUGUUUAUACUCCUGAAGUAUUCAAAUGGUUUGAAAUUGAGUGGGGUAAAUCUUAUGAUUGUGGUAUAAUCACCUACAGUGAGGUUGGAACAGUGAUAGAAUAUAAGAUCACUCCUAAAGGCAGAAAAAACUAUCAUAUGGUUAGAUUUGAUUCAAUAGGUGAUCAGAUUUCAUGUAGUUGCAAGAAGUUUGAAUUCUCUGGGAUUUUAUGCUCUCAUUCUCUGAAAGUUCUUAAUAUAAGAAAUAUCAUGAAGAUCCCUAGUCAAUACAUAAUAAAGAGAUGGACCAAUAAAGCAAAAGCUGGAUAUGUUAAAGACCACAAUUGUUGCAAUAUCAAUAAUGAUUUGGAUCCGAAAGUGCUUUUUACGAAGCGUUACAGAGAUUUGUGUAGACUAUAUACUCAAUUGGUCACAAAAGCUGCUCAAACAGAAGAAACUUAUAAAAUUGCUAAAGAAGGCCUUUUGAAAAUAUUGGAUUUGGUUGAUGCAAGGUUACAUCAAGAGGGGUCGAGCAAUGAGAUGUCAAAUGCAACAAAAGUUUCCAACCCCACAAAUAACACUACUAAUGCAAGUGGUAUCAAUAUCAAGGCCUAUAGGAGAUACUAUAAAUAUUGUAUCUACGAGGUGCAGUAUGCAACAGCAUGGAUUACAAGAGGCAAAUACAAAUGA